AUGGCGUCGGCAGGGAUGCAUUUGCUGGCUUUGCUUGCAGCUCUCUUGGCGGUUUCUGACUCGGUGUCCUGGAACGAGGUGGGCGGUGGAGGCCCAGGAGCGCGGCUGCUCGCUAGCUUCACCAAUAUCGAGGACCACGGCUCACUGCUCUUCGCUGGGUGGGACAACGAAGGAGCACGUGUCGGAGAUGGAGGGAUCUCCUUCUCGGACGUGUGGCAAUUCGCCGCGUCCGGCUGGAGCUUGCUGUCAACGUCAGGGCCCAUGCCGGAAUCCAGGUAUGGGCAUGCGGCGGCAUCCUCUGGGAAGAAGUUACUUGUCCACGGGGGGCAUCAUGAUGCUGGAAGGAGGCGAAGAGGAGCUACCAUCACACCUCUUAAGGACAUGAGGCAAUUCACUCCCGCUACGCGGAUGUGGGCACAGGUGACCUUCAGCACUCGAGACGAGCUGAACCCAACAUCUCGCUAUGGUCAUAGCAUGGAAGCUGCGCCUGAUCAAAGCGCCGUCUUCAUCUUCGGGGGAUAUCUCGAGGGCGACUGCAGCCAAGUUUCCAAUGCCCUAUGGUCCCUGAAUUUGACCAACCUGGCGUGGCAACAAAUGCAGCCCUCCACGGGCAGUCCUGUCGAGCGCCGGCACCACGCCAGCGCGGUCUCCAAACGCCGCAACCUCAUGUUCAUCUUCGGCGGCAGAAGAUUUGAUGUCGGUUGCAAUGACAACCUCUUUCUGAACGACCUUUGGAGCUAUGCAUUCGCUGCAAAUACCUGGAGCCAACUGUCCGCAUCAAAUGCUCCCCCGGCUCUGAACCAAGCCGGCAUGGCUUACAGUGAGAUUGAGGACCAGCUGAUCAUCUAUGGUGGUUACCUCGCAAGUAACCAGUACUCGGGGGUUCUGUACCAGUUCGAUGUGGCUCAUGGCCAAUGGAGCACCUUGCAUGAUGGCACGUUCGAUGCCCCCCCUGCCCGUAGGUCACCACAGGCGGUGUGGCGUGCUCCAGGAACCCUGCUGAUGUGCUGUGGCCAGGAUGGGGACCAAAAUGAAUUGAGUGACACUUGGAAAGCGGAGCUCCCCACCACAUCGCUUUGCGUUGCUGGGCAUGUCUUCAAUGGAACCGACUGCUCGGAGUGUCCCGCUGGCACGUACGAUGCGAACCCGGAGACGGACAUGGACGAUUGCGUGGCCUGCGAGGAAGACACCUACUCGGACGCGGGCAUGACGUCCUGUGCCCCGCUUCUGGGACCUUGGAUCCAAGCACUCCCGCCUCCAGACUUGGCGAUUGUGCGAAACCUCGCCGGGAGUAUCCAGUUGAUGGUGACCUCAGCUUUGCUUCCAAGCCACUUUCACGGCGUCGCCACGCUGCCGCGCUAUUUCAUGGACCUGGCGCCGACACCUGACUCCUUGCAACCGGGCACGCUCUGCAGCUCGCAGUGGCGUCGGAGUGUGUACAACAACCAGGAGCAGCUGGUUGCGGAGUUGACGUACGCAGACUUUGAUGACAAGUGCCUGCUGAACGAGACCCAAUCUGGAGAGCUCAUUCAACGUUCUGGAUAUGCUGCACUCUUUGUCGUGAUGGUCGGAGCAAGCGAUUCCACAGUGGCUAAAAUGGUGAUGCCCGUGCAGCUGAACUUCACGCGCACUGCAACGGGGGUGUACACAGGCUAUGUGGCGACAGGUUCGCACCAAAUCAACGAAAAGACCUUCCUGCUCGGCCCUUUCCACUCCAGCGUGCACUUCUACGAUGCCGCAUAUGAGACCAAGAAUGACCCGGCCGUCUAUGUCUAUGGCUCCGUGGCGUAUGUGGAGCAUCAGCUGGAAGGCGAGCUGGAGAUGGACGUGGUGCAGGUGUGGAUCUCCAGCUCCAGAGACUCCAGCAACAUGACAGCCCUCACCGAGAACCUCACGGAGUCCUUCGUGCUCAGCUCCUCCGAAUUGGGCAAGGCCAGAAGGUCGACCCACAAACGCGUGUGUACAAAAUCAUGA
Symbiodinium sp. CCMP2592 is the source of this 1974-nucleotide messenger RNA. The record is from the annotation of a GenBank genome assembly. NCBI's taxonomy places the organism in Eukaryota, Dinophyceae, Suessiales, Symbiodiniaceae.